AGAAUAGACUAACAUGGCUGCGCCCAUGGAAAACAUGCGAUAAUUGUUUACAAACUUAAGCACUGUUCACACCUGUUGUAUUUGAUCAAAGUUGAUGUUUUAUGUUUCCCUUUGCGUAGAUAAGAAAUGGGUGAAUUUCGAGUACAUCACAUAAGAUUUUUUAAUUACCAACCACUUGCCAUACAUUGUAUAGAUUAUAAUAAAGAAUUAAACAGAGUAGCUGUGUCUAGAUCUGAUGCAUCAAUAGAAAUCUGGAGCAUUGGAGAUGACUGGUACCAGGAAAAGAUAAUUCCAGGUAGUGAAUCAAGGUCAGUUGAAGCCAUCUGCUGGCAGGGUUCAAGGUUAUUUUCUGCAGGAUUAGAUGGUAAUGUGACAGAAUAUGACUUAAAGAAAUUGAAACCAAAGGAACUGGCGCCUUCAAAUGCUGGACCAAUAUGGUGUUUAUGUAAAUGUGCGACUCAACAGUUGUUAGCUGCAGGAACAGAGGAUGGAUGUGUUGUAUUGUUUAGUACACAGGAAGAUUCACUAAUGUAUCACCAGGCAUUUGACAAACAAGAAGGUAGAAUAUUAAGUAUAGCAUGGCAUCAAACAGAAGAUUUAAUAGUGACAGGUGGGGUAGAUAAUAUAAGGAUAUGGAGUAUUAACUCAGGCCAUGCUAUACAGCGACUGACACUCGGCAGACAAGAGAGAAAUAAAGAAACCAUUGUUUGGUGUGUCGCUGUUACAAGUGAUUUCACUAUAAUCAGUGGAGAUUCCAGGGGAAAGACAUCAUUUUGGAAUGGAAAGCAAGGAACACUAAUAAAGACAUACCAGAGUCACAAAGCAGAUGUUCUAUGUUUAACUUUGAAUGAGGAAGACAACAAGGUUUAUACUUCUGGUGUAGAUCCAUCCAUUGUAGCCUUUGAAUAUACAACAGCUAAUAUAGAGAGUGAUUGGAAGUUAUGGGUCAAAUCAGAUGUUUAUCACUUUCAUACUCAUGAUGUUAGAGAUUUGGUUGUUGCAGGAGAUAAAAUUGUUUCCGGAGGUGUUGAUACAAACUUGGUUGUUGCUCUGGCAAAGGAAAUAAAAGGUGUAAAACAUAGGCGGAAAUAUCCUGGAUUUCCUAGUUAUUCCAUGGUUAAAGUAGCUUCUGAGGCCAAAGUCGUCAUGUUACAAUAUGCAGAUUACUUAGAAGUUUGGAAACUUGGACACACCACUAAAAAUUCAGAUAAAAGUGGUGAAAUAUUACCAUUGAUGUCAAAACCAAUCAAAUUGUUACAACUGAAGACCAAAGAUAGUGAAAGAAUUGUUUGUUGUGCAAUAAAUAAGACUGCUGAAUAUCUGGCUUAUAGUGAUCAAGAUACAGUCAAAAUAUACUCAUUAUCAAUGGAUAACCAAUAUGCAAUGACACCACAAGUUACAUUAAAGAAGGUUAAAAGUAAAUCUAGUCUUUCACCAGCACAUAGAAUGCAGUUUAAUCAUGCUGGGCGGAGCCUUAUCACUGUGACUGACAGCACAGAAAUACAAGCCAUCAGUCUUGAAGGCAGUGAAGCAGUAAUUACAGCUUCCAUUCCACCAUUGUCAGAUGAUGUAGACUCUGUCCAUUUGUUAUGUGUAAGUCCAGAUGACACAAUGGUAUGUUUAGCAGAUCAUACUAGAAGUAUGCUCAUCUUUAAUUUAGCAAAACAACAGAUUCACUGCAGAUUACCAAGGUAUAGUUGCCAAGCAACUGCGAUAUGUUUUAAUUCUGAUGGAAGUAAUUUGUUGAUAGCAUAUGCAGACCAAAAGAUUUAUGAAUAUAACUUAGAAACAGAAGAAUAUACAGGAUGGUGUAAACAUCAUUGUUUGAAGUACCCAAAACAAUGGCUUACAAGGCAUAGUAAAAUCAUAAAUAUACAGCAGCACCCCAACGACCAUAAUAAAAUUAUAUUUCAUGAUGAGCAGAUGCUGUGUGUAUUAGAUAAAUCACAGCACUUUCCAAGAGUAGAUGCUCCUUUGUUCAGUUAUUCCACAUGGCAACAUCAGGAUCAAAUACCAUCAUCUACAGCAUUUCAUAUCAGUAGUAAAUACAAGUUUUUGUUACAUUUAGAGGCAAUAAAGGAUAAUUGGUUAGUGGCUGUAGAGAAAACACCAUUAACAUUGACUGAAUCAUUACCUCCCACACUGAAGGAGAAAAAGUUUGGUACAUGAUAAUAAAAAUUAUAAUUUUG
Mytilus californianus (California mussel) is the source of this 2189-nucleotide messenger RNA. Its product is annotated as U3 small nucleolar RNA-associated protein 4 homolog. The record is from RefSeq and is a predicted model, not a curated record. The transcript has 19 exons. Gene Ontology annotation, cellular component: 90S preribosome; t-UTP complex; small-subunit processome. Bases 127 to 2169 code for a protein of 680 amino acids. Gene Ontology annotation, molecular function: protein binding; RNA binding. NCBI's taxonomy places the organism in Eukaryota, Metazoa, Mollusca, Bivalvia, Mytilida, Mytilidae. Gene Ontology annotation, biological process: maturation of SSU-rRNA from tricistronic rRNA transcript (SSU-rRNA, 5.8S rRNA, LSU-rRNA).